GUUUUCAGGGAAGUAUGUGUGUGUAUGUAAGAUCCUAGAAUGAUCCUAUCUAUCUAAUUCAGAUAGAUAGAUACUUUUUCUCCCAAUAAACUAAUCGAUUAUUUGACCAGAUGUGUCAGCACUAAACAAGUGUUUUAAAGCAGUAGAGCACUGAGAUUUUGAAGCCACAUGAAAUGAACGAAGACUUAAUUUUGUCUUGCGUUUUCAGACGGUUCUCCCCAGAAAAACAACAGCAUUGGUCAGUAAACAUUUUCCUGACAACGACACAAUAAGAGCGGUGAGAGUGAUCCAAAACAGUAAAGUUGGGACAGCUAAACAAUGAGCUGAAACUCACUGUAAAGCUCCUUAAAGUCGAGGCGAGCUGCAAUAUUGCAGUUUUGUAUCUCAUCUAUGUGUUUUUAUGUGUUUUAAAACUGUGCCAUCCCUGCUGGAGACUACUUUACAGAAUACUAGUGAUAUUGUUUUACUCCAAUUUUCUUGUUGUGGUCUGUUUCUUGUGAUGAUGGAAAGCAAAAAAAAGAAAAAAGAAUUUGACUUCGUAUGUAUCUUGCCAUUUACACAAAGUCAGACCAUCUACAAGACAUAACUUAGGUAGGUUCGAAGGUAUGUUGACAUAAUGAGGCAAUCUCAAAGCAGUGUGACAGUUUGUAUUCAUCACAUCUAUUGUUUGCUCCCCUCACAAUGCUCCUUUGUUAAACUGAAACACAUCAAGCUCCACCUCCUUACAUCCUUACGACCUUACAUCAUCUGCGACAAAUAGGAAAUAGAGUGUGUUUUCUUCACUUCUCACUCAGAAGCGACACGCACACACUGAGAGGCAUGAUCACAUUAACCUUUAUAACUGAGGGAAGAGAGGUACAAGACACAAUACGGAAUUCCUGAAUACUUCCACUUCAACCUGACUGGAAAAAAACACAAACCAAAGUGAAAGUAACUGAGGGGACUUGUUACAGCAAGGAGGGGGAACACAACUGACUGACUUCCUGUUUUAGUGUUCUGCCUGGUGUUUUUCCGCUUCACUCAAAGAGAAAAUGGCGUCCUGUUCGGAGAAGGAUCUUUCCUGUCCUGUCUGUCAUGACAUCUUCAAAAAUCCUGUUGUCCUGUCAUGUAGCCACAGCUUCUGUAAAGACUGUCUGCACAGAUGGUGGAGAGAGAAACAAAUAAAUGAGUGUCCGGUUUGUAAAGCAAGACCUUUGUUGAGUGAUCCACCUCGUAACCUGGCGUUAAAGAACCUGUGUGAGGCCUUCUUACUGGAGAGAGAUCAGAGAGCUUCAGCAGGGUCUGAGGCUCUCUGCAGUCUGCACUCUGAGAAACUUAAACUCUUCUGUCUGGACCAUCAGCAGCCAGUGUGCGUCAUCUGUCGAGAUUCAAAAACACACAACAACCACAGAUUCAGACCCAUCGAUGAAGCUGCACAGGAUCACAGAGAGGAGCUCCAGAAGUCCCUGAAGCCUGUACAGGAGAAACUGAAAGUCUUAAAACGAGUUAAAGGAAACUGUGAUCAAACAGCAGAACACCUUAAGGUCCAGGCCCGAAACACAGAGAGGCAGAUUAAGGAGCAGUUUAAGAAGCUACAUCAGUUUCUACAAGAGGAAGAGGAGGCCAGGAUCGCUGCUCUGAGGGUAGAAGAAAAGCAAAAAAGUAAAGUGAUGAAGCAGAAGAUUUAUGCUCUGAGCAGAGAGAUAGCAGCUCUUUCAGACACAAUCAGAGCCACAGAGGAGCAGCUGAGAGCUGAAGACGUCUCAUUCCUGCAGAACUACAAGGCUGCAGUGGAAAGAGUCCAGCGGCGCCCCCUGCUGGAUGAUCCAGUGCUGGUCUCAGGAGCUCUGAUAGACGUAGCCCAACACCUGGGCAACCUGACCUUCAACAUCUGGAACAAGAUGAAGAUGAAGGAGAUGGUCUCCUACACUCCUGUGAUUCUGGAUCCAAACUCUGCUCAUCCAGAACUCAUCCUGUCUGAAGAUCUGACCAGUGUGAGACAUGGACAGAGACAGAAGCUUCCUGAAAACCCAGAGAGGUUUGAGUGUUAUCGUAUUGUUCUGGGCUCUGAGGGCUUUGACUCGGGGACUCACAGCUGGGAUGUUGAGGUUGGAGACAGUACACACUGGGUCCUGGGUGUAGCAGCAGAGUCUGUCCAAAGGAAAGGAGACAUAAAGACUGGAUUGUGGCGAAUAGGGUUAUCUGAUGGUAAAUAUGCGGCAGUCUCCCCAUCAGAUCCCCCCACUGCUCUCUCAGUGAAGAAGAAGCUCCAGAGGAUCAGAGUUCAUCUGGACUGGAACAGAGGAAAACUGUUAUUCUCUGAUCCUGAUACCAACACACACAUACACACCUUCACACACACUUUCACUAACAGGCUGUUUCCAUACAUUAGUAAUAAGAAUGAACACCAACUAAAAAUAUUACCUUUGAAGGUCUCUGCAACAGUAGAACAGCUCAGUCAGUGAUGACAAUGUGGCGUGAACAGUAAUCAUCUUUUAAAUGGGAAUACUGAACAAUGGGUUAUUUUAAUAUCUCAUUUUAUUUGAAUGUACAGCAUAUUUACAGUGUAUUAAGUAAAUAUUACAGUACUGUCCUUUGUGUAUCAAAUGCUCACCCUGUAGGCUUGCAAUGUGGUUCUGAAAGGUUUGAAGCUUGCUCCUGCAGCUUGGAUUUACAGCAACUGAUUCCAAUGUUGAUCCAAUCACAGCAAACAAUACUGUAUCAAAAUGUACAUAGAAACUUCUCAAACCACUUCUGCAGAAUAACCAGCUUCUCCACUGUUUAUAUACGUUCCAGGAUGUUUUAUUGACUUCUUCCUUGCAGGAAGAAAGCUUGGAUUGGGUCAGGAAAUGUUGACUAAGACAAAUGUUGUACUGGGAAAUAAAAAUAAAUUUGACUUGA
This is a messenger RNA of Siniperca chuatsi (mandarin fish), 2880 nucleotides long. Its product is annotated as zinc-binding protein A33-like. The record is from RefSeq and is a predicted model, not a curated record. The transcript has a single exon. Bases 1032 to 2444 code for a protein of 470 amino acids. Lineage: Eukaryota; Metazoa; Chordata; Actinopteri; Centrarchiformes; Sinipercidae. Gene Ontology annotation, molecular function: protein binding; zinc ion binding.